UUCUUCGUUUCCAGCUAUGCUUCUGAGAUGGGCCUCUUUUCAGCUGACGGGUGCAACCCAGCCUGUUACGCUGGCUCUGAGGAGCUCCUGGGAGGCCUUGGUGGCCUGGGCGAUGUCGUCUGUUGGAGUGACAAUGUCGAUCAUUGUAUCGCCUACCUUAACAAGGAACUGGUGAUGCUGGGGCUCCCUGCGCUGUAUAAGGAUGAUGGUUCUGGAGAUGGUGCUGAGCACGGCUUUGACCUCCUGGCAUUAGUUAACAGUACUUGCAGACUGCUGAAUCUCUACCAAGGUGUCUCUGCCAAGCUGGGUGACUUGGAGGCAGAGGAAAGGCGACGGGCUGGAGAACUGGACUAUCUGAGGUCGCGACAUGGUAAACUCAAGGACCAGGUGGAAGCUUGUGAACAGGAAAUUGCAGCUGUGCAGAGCAAGGAGCAGCAACUUCAAAGCAAGAACAAGCAACUGAAUAGUAUGCUGAAAGGAGAAAAGGACGAAAUCUCCAAGCUCCUGAAUGCGCUGGCCAACCAGAAGAGCCAGCACAGCCACGAAAUGAAAAGGAAGGAGCAAGAGCUACUCCGACUCAGGGAGAAGAUGAGCCAGCUGGUGACCGACAAGAAAGACAAGAGAGGAACAAUUGAAGUCCUCAACACCCUGCCCCGGGCUGAUGGUAAGAGAGCAACGUGGAAAACCGGGAAAACUCUUGGCAGGAAGGAGGAAGAGCUCUACCGCACCCAGCUAGCCAAGCAGGAGCGGCGGGAGCAGGGCCUGGCUUUGGAGAAUGCCCAGAUGAAGCAGCUGCUGACCCAAGUGGGCCAAGAUGUGGAGCAGCUGUUGGGGACUGACACCGUCCAGGGUGCAGAGCUAAGCUGCCCAUACAAGGCCUUCCAGGAGCAGUGGAGCCGGCUGAAGAGCAGCCUCAAGACCCUUGGGGGUCAAGCUGUCUAUGCUGCUGAUUCCUGUGUGUCUGAGGGAGGUGGGCAAGACCCUGUAAUCAGCGUGACGGAUCAUGAGAAGGAAAUCAUGAAGCUAAAGGGAGAAAUUGAGGAGAGCAGAGUGCUGAUUGCAUUGCAGCAACAAUGUUUCCAGGAGCAAUUGACUGCUGUCUCCAGUUCAGAGCUCCCAGCUCACCUGAAGGGAUCCUAUUUUCUGGAGGAACAGCAGUUGCUGCAAGAAGAACAGGAUAGGUUUGAGGAGCAGAAACAAGCAUUUGAAGUAGAGCGGAAAAACUUCACGGAAGCGGCCAUUCGGCUAGGGUGGGAGAGGAAGCAGUUUGAGCAACGCAAGGCCCUAUUCCUGCAGCAAGGAUUCUUGUGUUCGUGGCCAGGGUUCAAUGGGAGAGAUCCUUCCCGAAGGCUUUCUGCCCCAGUGGCUGCCAGAGCGGUGCAAGAUGAGCAUUUGUUCAAACAAAGGACCUGGAACAAACCCACCUGUACCCCUUAUCCAAAGGUCAUGAUCACUCCUUGCUGCACCCCAGCGCAGGUCUUAAGAAGAAAACACCUUGCUCCAAACCCAACCAGUCCCACCAUGUGCAGGCAAAAGCUGCUGCUCCCAGAUGACUGGCCGGCUUCUCCUCCACAGCUCUGGCAAAGUAAGGGGAGCUGCCAAGACACAGCUUGCCAAACUGAGAUGUCUGUGAAAGAUGAGCUUCAGGGCGACCUUUUAGAACGCUUCCUGGACAGCUUCCUCUAGGGAUGCUCUUAACCUUGCUAUCUGAGCGGCGUUUUU
Zootoca vivipara (common lizard) is the source of this 1722-nucleotide messenger RNA. Its product is annotated as afadin- and alpha-actinin-binding protein A-like. Gene Ontology annotation, cellular component: ciliary basal body; centriolar satellite. Lineage: Eukaryota; Metazoa; Chordata; Lepidosauria; Squamata; Lacertidae. The record is from RefSeq and is a predicted model, not a curated record. Gene Ontology annotation, biological process: intraciliary transport involved in cilium assembly.